AUGGGCAACCUGCAGAGUUCGACGCCGUCGUCGCUUGGCGGUACGAAAAGCCAGAACAAAAGGCCACCGACCACCGGGACCCGCGAUUGGCUGUUGGGGGGCGCGACGAGGGUGCUGCGGAAACCAGUUGCACCGGCGCCGCCGGCGGCGGCAACGACGGAUCACGUGACCGUGACCAGUCGUGACCUCCGCCGGCAGCCGACUCCCCCGGCCCGCGACGACGAUACCGAUCAUCAUGCAGAUGAGCAGCAACAACAACACCGGCAGGAGCACCACUGCAGCAACCGCCGCCGCCACCGCCACCGCAACGACCGCGACGACGAGUCCGCCCGCAGUUCCUCGGAAGAGGAGGACUCCUCAGUAUUCGCCGACACGCUGACCAGCCCGCAGAGCGUGUACUCGGACGCCAGAGACGAACCGGACGACAUCAUGGUGGUGAACGGCGGCGAAACGUUCGGCGGCAGUACCGGGCGCACGGCCGCCGCCGCCCACCAGGCUUUUACGAUCGUCAAGCACCGAAAAGUCGAACUGAGCCCUGCCAAAUUACAAUCGGCAAUCGCCAAUGGUAAGUCCUAG
Macrosiphum euphorbiae (potato aphid) is the source of this 576-nucleotide messenger RNA. NCBI's taxonomy places the organism in Eukaryota, Metazoa, Arthropoda, Insecta, Hemiptera, Aphididae. The record is from the annotation of a GenBank genome assembly.